UAAGCCAUUUUUAGCCAUUUUUGCAUUUGCUAAAUCGUAAAGAAUUUGUAUAUACGUUAAGAAAAGAUCAAAACCAAAGCCAAAUCCCGAGUUGAAAUGAAGUUUGGAGGAAUGUUUGGAAUCCGGGGAUAUUCUCUAAUGGAGAAUAUCUGUAAAAUCAGAAGAGUUGUUGAAGAACAAUGCCUUCAACAUGGUUGCUAUGGAAACAAUGCAAAAGGAACUCGAACUUACCAAGUUUGGCCAGGGAACAAUGUGUUUUUCUUCCAGGGUAAACUUGUAUGCGGCCCAGAUCCAAAAGGGUUGCUCCUGACAGCUGUUUCUAUACUUAUUUCAAGUUGGAUUUUCACCAUUUACAUUGGAUAUGAUUUACCAAAGAUUAAUUCCAUUCUAAUUGUCAGUAUAUGUUUGAUUCUGACUGUGAUGGUUCUUGUCAACUUGAUUCUGGUUAGUGCCAUUGACCCCGGAAUCAUUCCUAGAAGUGAACAGUCAAUAUCUCUUGAAGACAUCGGUACCAGUAAAGGGACUAGGAGGAAGAAGGUAACUGUUAAUGGGGUGCAAAUGAAACUAAAAUAUUGUCGGAUUUGUAGGAUUUUUAGGCCACCAAGGAGUUGCCAUUGCGCCAUAUGUGACAAUUGCGUUGAAAAAUAUGAUCACCAUUGUCCAUGGGUUGGUCAGUGUAUUGGACUGAGAAACUAUGGCUUCUAUUGGACAUUUUUAAUAACAGCACUAGUCUUCUUUAUCUACAUAUUUGCUUUCUCUUGCUGGAGGAUCCACCAAGGAAUGUCGGAAACUGGUACUGGGUUGUUUGGAAUGCUAAGGAACUGCCCUGAAACAUUGGCACUGACAGUGUUUAGCUUUGCUGCCAUUUGGUUCCUAGGUGGCCUUUCUAUUUUCCAUUCCUAUUUAAUUGCAACAAAUCAGACGGCUUAUGAGAAUUUUCGGUACCGCUACGAGGGCUCUUCAAAUCCAUAUGACAAAGGAAUAAUAAGUAACAUUAAAGAGGUGUUAUUUGCACCUUUACCACCUUCUGGAGUUGAUUUCAGGGCUGAAGUGAUUCCAAGAAUCCUAAGAAUCUUCGCUCUUUCAACUAUAUGUAUGUAUUUAUGCAUGUAUAGCCAUUAUGAUGUCUUGAUACUUCCAUUCCUCAAUUGCUUCGAAAUUUACAUUGCAAAGAAAAAAGGACAGUCAUUGGGGUACGUUCAUAACUUUGAUCCAUGUCCAAAUCGAGUGGAUGGACUUCACUCUGAAGCGGAUGGAGCUGGUUCCUUGGUUAACAAAAUGGCAGAGAGACCACAUGAUGAAUGGGGUCAUGUAGACAAAGCAUGGUGGGUGGAUGGAGAUGGCUGCUUGAGAUGGGCACCAAUGUUGGCAUUUAUGGAGGUUCGGUAUGUGGAACCACACCAUCUUACAUAA
Molecule: messenger RNA, 1413 nt
Organism: Theobroma umbraticum
Lineage: Eukaryota; Viridiplantae; Streptophyta; Magnoliopsida; Malvales; Malvaceae
Product: putative protein S-acyltransferase 7
Biological process (GO): protein targeting to membrane; peptidyl-L-cysteine S-palmitoylation
Cellular component (GO): Golgi apparatus; endoplasmic reticulum
Molecular function (GO): protein-cysteine S-palmitoyltransferase activity
Source: RefSeq, a predicted model, not a curated record